This is a messenger RNA of Mugil cephalus (flathead mullet), 6231 nucleotides long. RefSeq names its product POU class 2 homeobox 2a (gene pou2f2b). The record is from RefSeq and is a predicted model, not a curated record. The transcript has 16 exons. Gene Ontology annotation, biological process: regulation of transcription by RNA polymerase II. Lineage: Eukaryota; Metazoa; Chordata; Actinopteri; Mugiliformes; Mugilidae. Gene Ontology annotation, molecular function: DNA-binding transcription factor activity, RNA polymerase II-specific; RNA polymerase II cis-regulatory region sequence-specific DNA binding. Gene Ontology annotation, cellular component: nucleus. Bases 2456 to 4798 code for a protein of 780 amino acids.
UUGUCUACUACAAGGCAUGACACAUUUUUCAUAAUUAAGAAUAUGCCAGUUUAGUGUGCAGCACACAUUUCUUGACAACAUGGCUGUCUGUUGAUGACUGAGUAAAUGACAAGUCUGGUGAUGAUGGGAAAAUAAUUUAUUGUGUGCGAGUGCGCAGUUUCCAUUAAAACAGACCUAAUCAAGCACAGCGUGGAGCGCGCAGACAGAAGCAGUUCUCCGGGAUGGGGCUCUCGGGCCCAGGAGGAGCAAGAGCUCACUCAUUCCUAUUGAUUUGCCGUAUUGACUGCGAUGUUUAAGGUAUAGAUUUUUCUAUUUAAAAAUCUAUAUCGACAAUAAUCUGGUGUGUAAGCGCCCGGCGUUGACUGAUGCUGGCCUGUAAUUGACAGCGUGUAACAUGUCGGUGCCGGAGCGGGAGGGCAUGAGGCGAGGAGAGGCGUGCUGGGGAGGCCGGCAUGCGUGGCCCGGACUGAGAGAAGUAUAUCCGGGAGCAGGAGGGUGGAGAAGGGGAGUGAUCACCUCCGUAACAGAGGAGUGAGCUCCUGACGCCGCGGCUCUCCAUGUAUUUGUGCAUUUUAAACACCGACUUAAAAUGCAAACGCAUGGUGCGUGCAUAUGAUCCAUUUAUCCCACUUCUGGAGAAAGAAAAAAAAAAUGUUUUCCACAUGGAAACCAGAUUCAUAUUUCUCAUGCCUGGAACAGCAGUGGCAGCUCUUAUCCCAUCUUAAUAACCUAAUGAUCCACCCUCGCUCGCUCUGGAGGGCUUAUUAAAAGCAGCGGUGAUGAGAUAACUUAAUUGAGUGCACCAUGCAUCCUGGUAGGCAUUAGCGCUAAGCACCUAUAGGUAUCCACGGAUUCUCUUAUCAGGUCUUCAUCCCUUCCCAAGGAGGCCGGCGGGUAAUGCACUGAUCACCAUUGGCAUCAUUAUAGCCGGUAUUAUUAAGAGGGGGGAAAAAAUCCAGAAAUCAAUACAGGAUACCUUUUGCAGCGGUAGUGAAAACGAGGGAGAUGGGGCGGGAGGGCGGGAGGCAGGAGGGAGGGAUUGAGGGAUGGAGGGAGGCGCGGGGGUGGGGUGGUGAUGUGUGAGUAGUAGCGGGUCCUCUCUCGCCUCAAUGUUGCGGCCAGCCUAGUGGCAGAUCGCUACAAUCCUGGAGGGAGCCGGGUCGAAUGAGCUAUUUGGGGUUCCCAAAUAAUAACGGGGGACAAACAGACAGACAAAAAAACAGACACACAGACGGACGGAAGGAGAUAUAGGCAAGUGUUCCGAUAAAACGCGACACCGCUGUCGGAUUCUGUAGCUUUCUUAUUAUAUUUCUUAUUUUGUGUGUGUGUGUGUAUGUGUGUUUGGAAGCCAUUAUUUAUUUAUUUGUUGGAUUUAUUUAUUUAUUUAUUUAUGUAUCGAUUGAUUGCGUUUUAAUUACUGCCUUGUGACAGAGCGCGAGGGAGGAGGAGCGUCAGGACCGAGCGCGCGCGUCGUGUUUGUGUUUGUGUGUGUGUUUGUGUUGCGCCCCCCCCCCCAACCCCCCUCCCCCUACACACACACACUCACACACACACACACACAACUUGUUUAUUUAUCCGUUAGCUGAUAACCUUUAAUGAAGCCGCUUUAGAUGCGCUCGCGACGCGACCCGCUACUGUGCGCGAGUGGGUGAAUGUCUUACACGUAGCCUUCAAUGCAAAGAAGAGGAGAAGGAGCGCGUGCAGCUAGAGACCAAAUAUACGAUAGAUCAAACCAAAUACUACAGAAAUCCAAAUAAGACUUUUUCUUAACUACGCCUGCCUUUUUACACCUGCCUCGUCCGUCCCUACGUGUCAUCGUUUAUUGUAAAACUGCAAAGCGAAAACCAAAGCUGAGCCCGGCCGGUGAUGCUACAGGAAUAGGCUAGCGACUGUUCUCAUGCCUUUUUUUUUCCCACACCUACAGGAAAACAUUACUGUUCGAGGAGUGAGGGUAUAAAAUAAGCUCUAUGUUUACUCAAGGAGAACGCUUUAGCAGUGCAAAUGUAACACGGGGACGCAGGUGCAUCCGCGACGGGCAGGUGACUCGCAGCCUUUUAUUCUAAAGCUUCUACAAUAGGCCUACAAAUUGUAAGGCAACUUUUCGUGUGGCGUGCUGAAGUGAGGUCAGGUCUCCUCUCUGUCCGUCUGUGUGUUCGUCUGGACUGUAAGCUAACCGCUGCACUCAAGGGACCAUCCGACAUAUAUGUUCUAUGCACAUUGCCUCCAAAACUACACGCCGACCUCCAGCCCACACAUGUAAAUAAAAGUGCGCAGCUGGGCUACAUGUGUACACACCUAACGGCGAAUGUUGUGAGCGCUCCAAACCAAAUAUUCACCCGAAGCUGUCAACCAGAGAAACGGACAGAGACACCGAAGCUCCGAAGGAGGACGGGGCCUGUUACAGUGUCACUUCUGUCAGAUUAUUUGCAUCAAAACAAGAAGCCGGAGGAAGACCAUGUUUGUUCCCUUGCCGGUGCCGUUCGUGUUUCAGAGAACUGCCCCUGACCUCAACGCCUGGCGUCUCAAGUCCCCUCUGGCUCUCCGCUCCAACUCUGAUAUCAGGAUGCCAAAGCCAGCAGAGCUUGAGAAAGUCGGGGCUGACUCACCGUUGGAGGGCACAGAUUCAGAGCGGAAUGGACCUGAAUCAAAUCACCAGGCUCAGUCGAUGAAAGUCAGUCCCUUCCCGCUGUCACCAAACCUGAGCAGCAGCAAGAAUAAGAUGGAGGAGUGCGCUGAAAUGUCCCCGGCACUUCCUCCCUCUCACGGCCCGACCCCUUCACAGACAGCCCUGCAGCACACGCAGCUCAUGCUGACCGGCUCCCAGCUAGCAGGGCUGACGGCUCUGUUGCCGGCGCAGCAGCAGCUGUUGCUGCAGCAGGCUCAGGCGCAGCUCCUGGCCGCGGCCGUGCAGCAGUCAAGUGCGGCCCAUGCGGCUCACGCUGCCCACGCGGCCGCCCAGGCCAAUCAGCAAGCUCAGGCAGCUGCGGCAGCAAAUCAGCAAGCCCAGCAGCAGCAGCAGCAGCAGCAGCAGCAGCAGCAGCAGCAAGCGGGACAAACAGGGCAGCAGGCUCAGUCCCAGUCCCAGGGACAGGGACAGAGCGCGCAGGAGCACGCCACGCAAAACGUCCCCGUCCACCCUCCUCCGCCACAGCUCACCCUCUCCCAGCCAAUCCAGCUCACUGCCCAGGACAUUCAGCAGUUGUUGCAGCUCCAGCAGUUGGUGCUGGUGCCCGGCCACACGCUCCCGUCUCCUGCCCAGUUCCUCCUCCCGCAGGCACAGCAGGGCCAGCAAGGACUCCUAUCGACACCAAAUCUUAUUUCGCUACCUCAGCAAAACCAAGGGAGCUUGCUCACUGCUCCAACUAGAAUGGGACUCCAGGCACAGCGCGAUAAGAGCGGGGAGGUGAGCGGCGGCGGAGGCGUGACCACGGUGCCCUCUGUGACCUCGCACCCCGAGGAGCCCAGCGAUCUGGAGGAGCUGGAACAGUUUGCUCGCACUUUCAAGCAGAGACGCAUCAAACUGGGCUUCACGCAGGGAGACGUGGGCUUGGCGAUGGGGAAGCUGUACGGCAAUGACUUCAGUCAGACCACCAUCUCCCGCUUCGAGGCGCUCAACCUCAGCUUCAAGAACAUGUGCAAGCUGAAGCCACUGUUGGAGAAGUGGCUCAAUGAUGCAGUUAACGUGCAUAGAGUCGGUGCUGCGCGCCGUAGUCAGUUUAGCGCUGACUUUCUCUGUGUGUACGCGUGUCCUUCAGAGACCAUGUCCAUAGACAGCACCCUGCCCAGCCCCAGCUCCCUGUCCUCGCCCUCUCUGGGCUUCGAGGGGCUCCCUGGUCGCCGCAGAAAGAAGAGAACCAGCAUCGAGACGAACGUGCGAGUGGCUCUGGAGCGUGCAUUUAUGACGAACCAGAAGCCUACCUCAGAGGAGAUCCUGCUGAUCGCCGAGCAGCUCAACAUGGAGAAGGAGGUGAUCCGGGUUUGGUUCUGCAACCGCCGGCAGAAAGAGAAGCGCAUCAACCCCAGCAGCGCUACCCCUCCUUUGCCCAGCCAGCCCCCCACUGCCCCACCAACGCACAAACCGCCCUGCUACAGCCCUCACAUGAUGUCAAGUCAGCUGUCGCAGCCCAUGACCAGUCUCAGCACAACGGUGACCACCAUGUCCUCCGUCUGCCCCCUGACUUCCAGCCUCACCUCCAGCCACCCCUCUCUCACUUCCACCCACCCCUCCCUCAGCUCCGCGCCCUCCCCGGCUACUCCUCCCCCUCCUCCCCGCAGCACAGCCAGCCCGGCCACUCCCAGCCACAGCACACUCAACCUUAACACAGGCUUAUGGCGUAUGGGUAAAAAGAACGGUGACGUGUCUAACUACAUCACCGAUUUUGCUGCAAACUUGAGGAACACUGUGAUGGGAGUUAACACAGGGAUGAACCAAGCCCUCCUCGGUAACAAUCCCCUGGCCACUAUCCAAGCCCUAGCAGCCAGUGGUGGCCAGCUGCCUCUUUCCACUCUUGAGGGGGCCAGCAAGGUGAUGCUGGGGGCCUCCGGGGGGCAAGGUGGGUGCCUCCCCUCCUCCCUCUUUCUCAACCACCCGGCCCUCCUCCACUUGGGCCAGAACCCCGGUGCUGGACUGGUCAGCGCUGCUGUAGCCAAAGUCUCCCAGGCCUCCCCCUUCCCCUCAGCCAGCAGCAUCAGCCCCACGCCCUGCUCCCCCUCUCCCUGCUCAAGCCCCGCCUCUUCCUGCUCCUCCAGCGAAAUGGCACACAGCCCGUCCUCCCUGGGCGGGGCCAAGAUUGAGUGACCGGCGCCGAAAGGGCCAAUCAGAGAGGAGGAGGAGGAAAGAGGAAACAAGAACCUCACCUUUCACACCAAAGCUAUCUCUUUCUCUCUCUUGUGCUCUUCUUCCGUUAUUUUUUCUCGCAAAUGGCUCUCUCUCUCUCUCUCUCCCAGUCUUUCGAUGCCAAAAAUACACAGAAUGAAAGAGGAGAGAGGGAGCGAGAGAGGUGAAAGAGGGGAGAGGGCAGGAAAGGGAAAGAUUGAAACCAAAAAUCUUUAUCUAUCCAAACUGAUCGAAAAGGAGGCAACGUGGGACCUUUUUGUCAAAAAACCCGUGUGAUAUCGACAUGACACCUCUCCACUCUGUCCCUCUGAAGGAAAACAAACCAAUGACUGUCUGACAAAGAGACGGAAGAGACAGCAGAGAUGGAUGUCGACGCGCAUAAACCAAAAAUGACAAAAGAUAACUUUUACUAUAUGACAAAGGAAUGGCGGCAAGGACACCAAAAAAAACAAACAAAAAAAUGAAGAGGAGGACUGCGCUUACGUUUUCUUUUUAGUAUUACUAUCAUUAUUGUUUCAAAAAGCUGCGGGUCUGGAGGAAGAGGAGGAGUGGGGAGGAUACGUUUAAACCAAAAAUUUACCUGAGGAGGAGGCGGAGGAGGAACACACAAUGAAAAAAAAAACAAAAAAAAAAAAAAAACGACAACCAUACCAAAAUCCCAAAUACCAAAAACCAAAAAUACGGAGAGAAAAGCUUUAUUCAAAGGACGUGUAAAUACUGAAGCUAUCCAGGACCAGGUCUCUACUGCUACUCUCACACACGCAUCACGAGCCAACCCAUCCUGCCAUCCACUCAUCCUGUCCGUGUGUGUGUGUCUCUUGUAGAUUUUCACGAUGUAUCUUUAGCCUCUUUACCUACCUCUGGUUAUAAGAGCAUAGAUGAGUUUCAUUUCUCCCUUUUAUUUCCAAUUCUCUCCACAUUUUUGAAGUAUGUUUUGUUUUUUUUGUUCUUUAUUAUUUAUUAGCGCCACUAUACGGUUCAGCUCCUAUUUAUUGUCGCGUGCUAUUGUAGUGUUAGCCCUGGGGUUUGAAUUGUUCUCAUUGUCAUCAUCUCUGCCUUUCGUGUCCCAGACAUUUUUUUCCUGUGACCUUUCUCCGCAGAAAAAGUGCCAAUAGAUCAGAGGGAGAGUUGGCACAGUUGAUUUGGAGGUGUGAAUGAAUUUAUUAAGGCAUUUUGUUGUGCGCUUAAUCCGACCACUCUGCCCUCGUUCGUAAAGAUAACCCAUUAUCAGUGAGUCGGCGGCUAAAUGAACAUGCCCUGGAAACUUCGCACACUGAAGACUGAUGUUUGUUAAGACAUUUUGAAAGUAUGAAAUAGGGCUAUGAUUGGAGAUUUAAAGUAAUAACCGUUGAGACUGAAGGCCAAAUAAGUCAAUAAAGCCAAGUUUAGUCACA